Molecule: messenger RNA, 1593 nt
Organism: Talaromyces proteolyticus
Lineage: Eukaryota; Fungi; Ascomycota; Eurotiomycetes; Eurotiales; Trichocomaceae
Product: putative MFS drug efflux pump
Exons: 7
Coding region: 1-1593 (530 amino acids)
Biological process (GO): transmembrane transport
Molecular function (GO): transmembrane transporter activity
Source: RefSeq, a predicted model, not a curated record
AUGACACUAAGCCGAUUUCUCAGUCUCACGGCGAUGGCUCUUCUUUGGACUGGGUCGCAAAUCCCGGUUUACCUCUUUGGCGGAAUCCCUCCUUAUAUUUACGGCUCGAUUGGAGGCGCAGAUCGUUGGAUUUGGUUUGUUCUGGCAAACCUACUCGCUUUGGCUGGAGUCUGUCCUUUCGUUGGCAGCCUUUCUGAUUUAAUUGGCCGUAGAUAUGUCGCUCUCAUCGGUUCAGCGCUGUUAUGUAUUGGAGUCAUCGUCUCGAGCACCGCCAACACUAUGAAUGUGUUUAUUGGCGGUAUGGCGAUAGCAGGCGCUGGAGCAGGAGCCAAUGAAUUGACAGCACUUUCAGCCACCGCAGAAAUUGCGCCGACACGCAAGCGUGGUACAUACGUUGCUGCUCUGGUUUUCACUAUCGUUCCGUGGGCUGCCUCUGUUCUAUGGGCUCAACUGAUCGCUUAUCAUUCGAACUGGAGAUACGUUGGUGCGCUUGCUGGCAUUUGGAAUGGGCUUGGAUUUUUCUGCACUUUAUUCUUCUAUUUCCCACCCCCAAGAGUCAACGCUGAAGGUCUGUCAAAACGUGAGAUUCUUUCAAGAAUCGACUAUGUCGGAGGCCUCCUCAGUAUCAUCGGCCUGAUCUUAUUCUUGGCCGGGCUUCAAUGGGGUGGAUAUCAGUACCCAUGGAAAUCUGCUCAUGUCUUGGUGCCUCUUAUUCUUGGAUUUCUGAUUAUGGUUGCAUUUGGUUUUUGGGAAGCGUACGGUACCAAAUACCCAAUGAUCCCAGCAAAAAUAAUGCAAGAACCCCGUACACUCGGACUCACUCUGCUAAUUACCUGGGUAUCUGGUGCGAACUUUUUCUCCAUCAUUCUUUUCUGGCCUACCCAGAGCUUCAAUCAAUUCGGUCACGACCCGGUUGCUGUGGGUGUUCGCUCAUUACCAGUGGGCUACGGUAUUCUCGCCGGGGCUUGUAUCACCCUCUGCCUGUUAUCAUGGCUCAAAGGACACAACAAGGCAUUGAUGAUUGGAAGUAGCAUUUUAAUGACUGCAGGCUGCGGCGCCAUGGCUGUUGCUCGUACCGACAAUCUCCGUGACCUAUGGAUUAUACUUAUUAUUGCAAGCCUCGGAAUUGGCGGUAUUGUCGUUCCUGCCAGUAUCAUGACCACAAUUAUUUGUCCCGAUGAUCUAAUUGCUACAAUUGCCGCGUUGACACUCUCGAUCCGCGUUAUUGGCGGCGCGAUAGGGUAUACAAUCUAUUAUAAUGUCUUUAUCAACAAAUUCAUCCCCAAGGCCACGUACUAUAUCGGUGGCACCAUGGCCAUGAAACUAGGCAUUACCAAUACAACUUACAUUACCGACGCAAUUGAACUGACGGGUGCGUCACUCCUGAGUGGGCUGCAAGAAAUCCCCGGUAUUGCUGGUAAUGAAACUGCCUAUGAAAUGGUAGUUGCAGCGGGCCAGCUUGCAUAUGCGGAAAGCUACAAGUAUGUUUACUUGACGUCGAUUGUGUUUGGCGCCUUGUCCAUCGUGGCGUCACUGUUUUUGGGUGAUAUUACCAAGUACAUGGAUGAUCAUGUUGCUGUUGUAUAUCAUUAG